UCAGGAGGUGGCUCCGAUGCUCCAGCAGUUCAUCAGACCGUGGUGUACGUCCCUACGGAACAUCCGUGACAACGAGGAGAAAGACUCCGCCUUCAGAGGGAUCUGCAUGAUGAUUGGCGUAAACCCUGGGGGAGUGGUCCAGGACUUCAUCUUCUUCUGUGAUGCCGUGGCGUCCUGGGUCAGCCCUAAAGACGACCUGAGAGACAUGUUCUACAAGAUCCUCCAUGGUUUUAAGGACCAGGUAGGAGAGGAGAACUGGCAGCAGUUCUCAGAACAGUUUCCCCCCCAGCUGAAGGAGAGACUGUCUGCCUGCUACGCUGUGUAGAAACCCCC
Messenger RNA from Oncorhynchus gorbuscha (pink salmon), 333 nucleotides. RefSeq names its product transportin-2-like. NCBI's taxonomy places the organism in Eukaryota, Metazoa, Chordata, Actinopteri, Salmoniformes, Salmonidae. The record is from RefSeq and is a predicted model, not a curated record. Bases 17 to 325 code for a protein of 102 amino acids. The transcript is spliced from 4 exons.